AUGCUAUUUGUAAAGAAUGAGGCAUUUGAAUUAGAUUUAGAUCAACCUACUUUAGAUGAAGAAGGCCAAUUGCUAAGGAAAAGGAGAAAAAUAGAAGAACCUUUACCAAUACGGCCAAAUAAAGAGAAGCUUGCUGAAUGUAUCAAGAAAAUGAUGAAUAGUUGUGUGAACGCGCUUGUAGGAGCAAUGCUUAAAUCAGAAGUCCAAGAUUGCGAAUAUGAUAAAGUAGGUAAAGUGUAA
Enterospora canceri is the source of this 240-nucleotide messenger RNA. Lineage: Eukaryota; Fungi; Microsporidia; Enterocytozoonidae. The record is from the annotation of a GenBank genome assembly.